This is a messenger RNA of Rangifer tarandus platyrhynchus (Svalbard reindeer), 252 nucleotides long. NCBI's taxonomy places the organism in Eukaryota, Metazoa, Chordata, Mammalia, Artiodactyla, Cervidae. The record is from the annotation of a GenBank genome assembly.
AUGUCGGGCCCCAACGGGGACCUGGGCACGCCGGUGGAGGCGGGCGCGGAAGGCGAGGAAGACGGCUUCGGGGAAGCAGAAUACGCUGCCAUCAAUUCCAUGUUGGACCAGAUCAACUCCUGUCUGGACCACCUGGAGGAGAAGAAUGACCACCUCCAUGCCCGCCUCCAGGAACUGCUUGAAUCCAACCGGCAGACUCGCCUUGAGUUCCAGCAGCAGCUUGGGGAGACCCCGAGUGAUGCCAACCCCUAG